AUGGAAUCUAUAAAAAUUCCGACUUCGUCUUCUAACAAUGCGACCGAAGAAAAGCCCGCUCCCACUUUGGCCGAAGUGGUCAGAAAGUUGAAUACGGAAAAACUUAUCGAAUUUUUGCGUGGGGAAGAAGACUUGCAACUUAACGAUGCUCAUUUCGAAAUCUUACGCAAGGAGGAGAUCUCUGGCCGUAAUUUCCUCAAAUUGAGCAAACAAGAUUUCAGGGAUUGCGGAUUUAAAGUGGGACCUGCUACGACUCUUGCCGACUUCGCCAAAGAGGUCAAGGAGAAAAAAUUGAGGGCAUAUUCGUCUUUCCGCACCCAGGCAGACGUGAAGGAAGUAUUGGAAAAGUAUAAACUCGGUGAUUCAAUAUCGAGCAUUCCACAAUUUCAGCCGACUAUACACAAACUCGAGGACACCAAUGAGGCGCUCAUGCAUUGCAUAAAGGAAUUACGACUCAAGUUAAAAAAUUUGGGAGGGUUGGCACCAGAUAGCAAUGAAGCGGUGCGUUGUGAAUUCAUAUCGCCAAUUCUGCAUGCGUCAGUUAGCCUCCUCGAAGGUCUUAUCCUGGCACCACAAUUCGAAACGAAUUCCGGCGCAGUGAAUGAGAAACCAUUGGCGAAAAAACGUCGUGUUGACCGUUAUAUAGAUGGAGAACUGGGAGUAAAACUCAUCCGUUACUAUGAGCCAGGGCGAAUGACUAUUCACUUCCCUGUGAUUUUGUUGAAGACGCUUGCACUAAAUAUCCUCAAAGAUUACCCAGGAACACUUGCUAACGAAGAUGACAUUCCGAAACUUGACAAUAACUUUGUUCGCCUAAUUUACUUGACCGAAGAUGGAACCUCAUCUUUAGCUGGUGAGCUAGAACGAGGGCUUGGAAUGAUUUCUCCAUUGAGCAGUAUUCAAGAAGACUAA
Messenger RNA from Ambispora leptoticha, 912 nucleotides. The record is from the annotation of a GenBank genome assembly. Lineage: Eukaryota; Fungi; Glomeromycota; Glomeromycetes; Archaeosporales; Ambisporaceae.